UAGCAGCGCACGCACACGAGAGAAUGACAUCGCGUAAAGUUGUGGUCAAUGUCGUGAACUUGGGGCAGAUUCCCUAUGGACGUGCCUUACAGGUCCAACAACAAUACGUUAGGCGACAUCUAGAUUCUUCGUCCCAGGAUCUGAACACCUUGCUGCUGUGCGAGCACCAGCCGGUCUACAGCAUCGGGAUAAGACAGGCACUCUAUUCUGCAGAAGAGGAACAGAGACUAAAGGAUUUAGGUGCCGACUUCUACCGAACCAACCGCGGCGGGCUCAUAACUUUCCACGGCCCCGGUCAAUUGGUCUGUUACCCUAUCGUCAAUCUUGGGUGUUUUAAAAAGAGCGUCCGUUGGUACGUGUGUGAACUAGAAAGGACUGUCAUCAGUUUGUGCCGAAAGUUUGGGAUCAAAGCCUCCACUUCUCCGAAUACUGGAGUGUGGGUAGGAGAAAACAAGAUUUGUGCUAUAGGAAUCAACUGUAGAAUGUACAUCACCUCUCAUGGCUUGGCACUGAACUGCAACACAGAUAUGCGGUGGUUUGACAACAUUGUGCCUUGUGGGAUUGUGGGCAAAGGAGUCACUUCCCUGAGCCAGGAACUGAAACGAGAAGUUACGAUUCAAGAAGCUAUCCCAACUCUACUGGAAUCUUUUGCUGAACAGUUUAACUGUAGUCUGUCAUUUGAAGAUAUGAUUAUUAAGAAUGCAAAGCCAGUUUCAGAUAAGUAGGUACGUUGACCAUAUAUGAGGAAAUAUGUUAAACAGCAAUGCGCAAAUUACGUGACUCAUAACGCAUAAAAAUGGACAUAGGUUAUCAUGAC
Messenger RNA from Megalops cyprinoides (Indo-Pacific tarpon), 817 nucleotides. It is a transcript of the gene lipt2, whose product is annotated as lipoyl(octanoyl) transferase 2. Gene Ontology annotation, cellular component: mitochondrion. The coding region runs from base 24 to 725 and encodes 233 amino acids. The transcript is spliced from 2 exons. Gene Ontology annotation, biological process: protein lipoylation. Gene Ontology annotation, molecular function: lipoyl(octanoyl) transferase activity. Lineage: Eukaryota; Metazoa; Chordata; Actinopteri; Elopiformes; Megalopidae. The record is from RefSeq and is a predicted model, not a curated record.